GAACACAUGGCAAAUUGAUACUUAAUCAGUACAUCAUUACUUAGAGGAGAAGAUGCUACAAGUUGUGGGGGAGGGAGGCUUUUAAAGGAAAUUACAUCCACUUAAUUCUGAUGUCUAAUUCAGAGAACAUACUGUAUGUUUUUUUAUGUACUACAGCGUAUUAACAGGAAAUGGGCUCAUUUUGGUAAUUACUCAUGUCUGCGUCAAACACCCCUGUUUGUGUGUGUGUGUGUGGGGGUCUAUAAAAAUGUGGCUUGUGCCAGGAGACCUGCAGCAGCUUCAAGAACGUGAUGAUCAUGAGGGUGCUGGUGAGUUUAGUACCCUUCGUCCUCAUGGUGUGGUGUGGACAGGAGACAACGGCACUUUCCAUAGAGGAUAACCUAGGAUUGCAGCACAACCGGGAGUUGACCGUGGAGCAGAGGGACCUGUUGAAGACGUUGUCGGGGCUGAAUGAGCUGACGUCCAAGUAUAUGUAUCCGGAUCAACAGCUCCACAAAGAGCUGCAGGACAGAUCUCUCAGAGCUCAAGUUCCUGCCAAAGUGAGAUCCCCCUGUAAGAAGUUAUUUUGGAAGACCUUCUCAUCCUGCUAGCUAAGGCACUGGCAGACAGCUGCUGGCAGUCACAGUCCACACCCUGGCCUCUUAGCCGCAUUGCAUGAGCAAUACUCAAAUUACUAUGAAUAAACUGCAACUAAAGAAAAACGAAUUCUGAUUGAUGACUGUGUGACGCAGUACCUCUGCCUAUACUGCAUCUCUCCUAGAAUGUAGGGCAGGCAAGUGGUAUUAUUUUACUAUUGCAGUGGUCUUUCUUUAUUAUUUUUCUUUUCAGAGAAUGUUUGAGGUGUAGAAUUACAAGUCCUUGCUAUUAACUGUUUUGCAUGGAUUUAACAUGGUUUAUUGUUACUGUGUCAGCAAAAGACAACACUAUGAAGCCUUCAUACUGUCAUUACUAUUAACAUCAACUGAAUUACAAUGAGAAAAGGCUGCAGCCUAGAUAAUUGCUUACCUCACAUUUUGGCUUCUUGCCUUGCCUAGACGGUGCCUUCGGAAAGUAUUCAGACCCCUUGACUUGUUCCACAUUUUGUUAC
Molecule: messenger RNA, 1087 nt
Organism: Oncorhynchus tshawytscha (Chinook salmon)
Lineage: Eukaryota; Metazoa; Chordata; Actinopteri; Salmoniformes; Salmonidae
Gene: sst6
Product: somatostatin 6
Exons: 2
Coding region: 291-590 (99 amino acids)
Biological process (GO): regulation of cell migration
Cellular component (GO): extracellular region
Molecular function (GO): hormone activity
Source: RefSeq, a predicted model, not a curated record